GCGCCGAGUUGGAGCGUUCCAAUUUCCCAAUAUCUUGAGCCUCACCCCUUCAAGAAAACCGUGUCGGUGCUACUAGCAACUUAAUCUGAUAGAUUCAUAGGCAUCAACCAUGCGCAAUAACACUCUGAUCCUGGGACUCGGACUCCUUGCCGGCCAAGCGGUGGCCGACAACACCCCUCCGCCACUCAACAUCACCGCCCUGUCGUCCCGCAACGGGUAUUCCGUAAUCGAGUGCUGGCAAUUAUCCUCCAUCCCGAUCGACGCCAUGUCAGCAGCCAACUACCCCAUCGGCAACACAACAGUGGCGACCUGGUCCCGGAUCGAGCCACGGACUCACAUCGGGGAGGCAUGGGCGCCCCGCGUGCAACUCUCCAUCAUCCUAAACGGCCUGAUCCGAAUCACGUCUCCGGCGCCCAUCGCUCCCAACGGAGGCAACGGGGGAGGCAGCGCCUCCAUGUGUCUCUCGGACGGCUUGUCCGUUGCGGGACGCCCGGACACAAAAGUGGCCUACAUCAUGCCCGGCACGCUCCGGUCUUCUGUGCUCAUCGCUGCCGACACCAAGGCUGUCAGCACCAUUGCGGGGCAUUUUACCGAGUUCCCCAGUGAUGAGCCGACUAUUCUUGUGCAGAUCCCGUUUGAGGGGGAUAAGCUGCCUGAACACACCGUUGUUUAUGACGGGCCGUGUCAGUAGCUUGAGCCUGGUGUCGAUGAGCGGAUAUGAGUCAGAAU
Molecule: messenger RNA, 729 nt
Organism: Canariomyces notabilis
Lineage: Eukaryota; Fungi; Ascomycota; Sordariomycetes; Sordariales; Chaetomiaceae
Exons: 2
Coding region: 110-691 (193 amino acids)
Source: RefSeq, a predicted model, not a curated record